Messenger RNA from Etheostoma spectabile (orangethroat darter), 1347 nucleotides. Its product is annotated as E3 ubiquitin/ISG15 ligase TRIM25-like. Gene Ontology annotation, molecular function: protein binding; zinc ion binding. The transcript has a single exon. The record is from RefSeq and is a predicted model, not a curated record. NCBI's taxonomy places the organism in Eukaryota, Metazoa, Chordata, Actinopteri, Perciformes, Percidae. The coding region runs from base 19 to 1347 and encodes 442 amino acids.
CAGAGAGAGAGAGGUGAGAUGGAACAGAGAGGAGUUCAGCUGGACCGGGAAACCUUCUCUUGUCCCAUCUGUCUGGAUCCACUGAAGGAUCCGGUGACUACUCCCUGUGGACACAGCUACUGCAUGAACUGUAUUAAAAGCCACUGGGAUGGAGAGGAUAGUAAGUACAGGUACAGCUGUCCUCAGUGCAGGAAGAGGUUCACACCGAGGCCUGUCCUGCUGAAAAACACCAUGUUAGCAGAUUUAGUGGAGGAGCUGAAGAAGACUGGACUCCAAGCUGCUCCUGCUGAUCACUGCUAUGCUGGAGCUGAAGAUGUGGCCUGUGAUGUCUGCACCGGGGGGAAACUCAAAGCCAUCAAGUCCUGUCCGAAAUGUCUGGCUUCUUACUGUGAUCAACACCUUCAGCCUCAUUAUGAAUCAGAGACAUUCAAGAAACACAAGCUGGUGGAGCCGUCCAAGAAGCUCCAGGAGAACUUCUGCUUUUGUCAUGAUGAGGUGAUGAAGAUUUUCUGCCGUACUGAUCAGCAGCGUAUCUGUUAUCUCUGCUCUGUGGAGGAACAUAAAGGCCACGACACAGUCUCAGCUGCAGCAGAGAGAGCUGAGAGGCAGAGAGAGCUCGAGGGGAGUCGACUCAACAUCCAGCAGAGAAUCCAGGACAGAGAGAAAGAUGUGAAGCUGCUUCAACAGCAGGCGGAGGCCAUCAAUCUCUCUGCUGAUGAAGCAGUGGAGGACAGCGAGAAGAUCUACACUGGGCUGAACCGUCUCCUGGAGAAAAGACGCUCUGAUGUGAAGCAGCAGCCCAAGACCAGAGCUGGAUUACUAAAAUAUUCUCGUGAAAUCACACUGGAUCCAAACACAACACACACAUAUCUGGUAUUAUCUGAGGGGAACAGGAAAGCAACGUUAAUGGGACAACAUCAGUCUUAUUCUAGACACCCAGACAGAUUCACUGGCUGGCCUCAGGUCCUGAGUAGAGAGAGUCUGACUGGACGUUGUUACUGGGAGGUGGAGAGGAGAGGGAGAGGAGUUGAUGUAGCAAUCGCAUACAAGAACAUCAGCAGAACGGGGGCGUUGGGUGAAUGUGGAUUUGGACGAAAUGACAAAUCUUGGGUAUUAGAAUGUAUUGACAACAGUUAUACAUUUUGGUCCAACAAUGUCCAAACUCCCGUCUCAGGUCCUGUGUCCUCCAGAGUAGGAGUGUACCUGGAUCACAGUGCAGGUAUUCUGUCCUUCUACAGCGUCUCUGAAACCAUGACUCUCCUCCACAGAGUCCAGACCACGUUCACUCAGCCCCUCUGUGUUGGACUAAGGUUUGAUUGGUAUGGAGCCUCUGCUAAGUUGUGUUAA